AUGUCAUCGAGCAAGAAAAUCGUCAUCCUCUAUGGAUCGGAGACAGGUAACGCGCAUGAUUUUGCUACAAUCUUAUCCCAUCGACUACAUCGCUGGCAUUUCUCCCAUACAUUUUGCUCCAUUGGUGAUUAUGACCCACAGGAUAUCUUGAAAUGCAGGUACCUUUUUAUUAUAUGCUCCACAACAGGCCAAGGUGAAUUACCAAGGAAUGUCAAUGCAUUAAAAGGUGAAAGACCCGUCACGUUCUGGUCGUUUUUAAAGAGAAAGAAUCUUCCGUCGAAUUUGCUCAACCAUAUUCAAACUGCCAUGCUUGGACUUGGUGAUUCAUCUUAUCCUAAGUUUAACUACGGCAUUAGAAAGCUACAUCAGCGCAUUGUCACACAAUUGGGUGCUAAUGAAUUAUUCGAUAGAUUGGAGGCUGACGACCAGGCUAUGGCUGGUAGCAAUAAGGGUACAGGUCUCGGAAUUGAAUCAGUAUAUUUUGAAUAUGAAAAGAAAGUCCUAAGCUUUCUUUUAAGUAAGUACCCCAACAGAAAGGUCAAUGGCCAAAUAAUUAAGAGGGAAGAAUUGGACCCUGAGGUUUACCUAGAGCCAGCAUCCUACCUACAGCUUUCAGACGAACAUGCCAAUGAAAAGUUCACUAGCACCAAGGUUAUAUUCGAAGGUGAUGAAUCGUUAAAGGUUGGCAGAGUUAAUAUAAACAAAAGGAUUACAUCUGAAGGUCAUUUCCAAGACGUGAGGCAGUUCAAGUUUAGUAAUGUGGACAAGAUUCAAGAAAACUAUGAACCCGGUGAUACAGUAACCAUAUAUCCUUGCAAUACAGAUGAGGAUGUUUCAAGAUUCCUAGCAAAUCAAAGCCAUUGGUUAGAAAUUGCGGACAAACCAUUGAAUUUCACCAGUGGAGUUCCUAAUGAUCUUAAGGAUGGUGGAUUAGUUCGCCCGAUGACUUUAAGGAACUUGUUGAAAUAUCACUGUGAUUUCAUGAGCAUUCCUAGAACAAGUUUUUUCUUGAAGAUUUGGACCUUUGCAACUGAUGUAACUAAGAUGGAACGUGGCCAAGAACAACUGAAUGAUCAAAGAGAAAAAUUGCGCCAAUUUGCUACUGAUCAAGAUAUGCAGGACUUAUAUGACUACUGUAAUAGACCCAGAAGGUCAAUUCUUGAAGUACUGGAAGAUUUUAUCUCCGUAAAGUUGCCCUGGAAAUAUGUGCUAGAUUACUUGCCCAUCAUUAAACCAAGGUACUACUCUAUAUCUAGCGGCCCUGGGGAUCCUAAUAUUGAAUUAACAGUUGCGAUAGUAAAAUAUAAAACUAUCUUAAGGAAAAUUCGAAGAGGAAUUUGCACUAACUACAUUGCACGAUUGCAAGAGGGGGAACAGAUAAGGUAUAAGUUACAAAAUAAUCACAUAAUCAAAAAGGAAUUUUUGAAUAAACCUAUGAUUCUUGUCGGACCGGGUGUCGGUCUAGCACCAUUAUUAUCAGUGGUUAAAGCGGAGAUAUCUAAAGAUAUCAAACUCCUCUUCGGUUGUAGAUAUAAAGAUAAAGAUUAUAUUUAUAAAGAUAUGCUGGAAGAUUGGUUCCGUAAGGGCAAAAUUGCCUUACAUUCAUCCUUUUCCAGAGAUGAGGAAAAUUCACCAGGUGUUAAAUAUGUCCAAGACUACUUAUGGAGAUUAGGUGAGGAAAUAACUAAUUUGGUAGUUAAUAAAGACGCCGUUUUUUUCUUAUGUGGCUCAUCAGGUAAAAUGCCUAUCCAAGUCAGAUUAACAUUCAUUGAAAUGUUAAAAAAAUGGGGCAAUUUUAGUGAUGAAGAAACUGCCAAAAAAUACCUGAAAGAAAUGGAAAAAUCUGAUAGAUAUAUCCAGGAAACUUGGUAG
Messenger RNA from Saccharomyces cerevisiae S288C, 1872 nucleotides. It is a transcript of the gene TAH18, whose product is annotated as NAPDH-dependent diflavin reductase. Gene Ontology annotation, molecular function: flavin adenine dinucleotide binding; FMN binding; oxidoreductase activity. Lineage: Eukaryota; Fungi; Ascomycota; Saccharomycetes; Saccharomycetales; Saccharomycetaceae. Gene Ontology annotation, biological process: iron-sulfur cluster assembly. The transcript has a single exon. Gene Ontology annotation, cellular component: cytosol; mitochondrion; cytosolic [4Fe-4S] assembly targeting complex. Bases 1 to 1872 code for a protein of 623 amino acids. The record is from RefSeq and is marked reviewed.